This is a messenger RNA of Symbiodinium sp. CCMP2592, 1614 nucleotides long. The record is from the annotation of a GenBank genome assembly. NCBI's taxonomy places the organism in Eukaryota, Dinophyceae, Suessiales, Symbiodiniaceae.
AUGAGUGCUGCGAGGAUGUGGCUUAUGCUGAUCGCUGCUCUGCCGGCACAGGCGAAGAAUGUACUGGUGACGGGAGGUGUGCUAAGAAGUCACCAUCUGGCAGUUGUGCCUGUUGUGGAGGGCUUGCUGGAGCGUGGUCACAACGUGACAUUUAUCCUUCCAAACACCAUCGAAGCCCAGGCUUGGUUCCCGAAAGGCAUUGGUGCAGCAAACUUGGUCUUUUUGGGAGACGAAUCCGCGUCCGUGGCCAGCGUCAAGUUCCCAGAUAUGAAAAACCUCGGCUGGUAUGAGCGCAUCCGUGUGUUCGGCCGCAUGAUCUGGAAAGGAAGGUCCCUGCUGGAGGGGCCACUGCUUGCUCUGGUGGAUGACCUCCUCCGAUUUCUGGAGCAGAACAAGUUCGAUGUUGCCUUCUCUUCGGCCAUGUCGAUCGGCUGCAAUGCCGCCUUGAAGAGUUCCUCUCUGCCUUGGGUUGGCUUUGUCAGCCUUCCUCCGAUGCCACAGAUGGUGAUCAGCGACACAGAGGAGGUGUGCAAGUAUCCCAACAUGAUCAAUCCCAGGCCUGUGCCUGAGCUGCAGUCUUCCCUCCUGAAGCGGGUGCAGAACCGUGUGGAGUGCAUGGUGCAGCGGACGUUCUUUCAUGCCGCCUUUUUGGUGGUUAACUCCGUUCUUCGGGGUAGGGGCCUGGAGCCUGCACAGGACUUUACCAGGCUCUUCCUGGCGGCGGACACCAACGUGCUCUUGGGUGGGCCGCCGCUUUCCCUCCAGAUUAAGCUGCGAGAAGGAGUACACCUCGUGGGGACAGUGGAAAGGCCCCGGCCACGCAGCCUACCGACAGCAAUGGGUCGAUGGUUGGAUAGUGCCGGCGCGGCACCGGCACCCGUGAUCUAUGUGUCUAUGGGGACCAAGUACGAAUUUACCGAGUCUACGUGCUUGAACUUUGUUGCAGUUCUCCAGGCCCUGAUGAGGAGCGGCUUCCACAUUCUGUGGUCGCUGCGUGCCGCACAACAAGAGGCCUUUCGACACCUGCUUCCGUCGGCAAGCGACCAACUGAUGAUUCAGGAGUUCACGCCGCAGCCGGAGGUGCUCGCCCAUCCUGCUGUCAAGGUUUUCUUAUCUCAUUGCGGCUGGGGCGGCGUCACGGACACGUUAGCUGCAGGUGUCCCUGUGUUGGCAUACCCUUCCUUCGCCGACCAGCUAGACAAUGCCCAACGACUUGUGGAGGUUGGCGCGGCAGUGAUGGUUCUUCCGGACUUCUCAAACUUGGUACAGGCAGCAAAGUCAGUGGUCGGAAGUUCAAGUUUCGUCCAGGCGACAAGAGAUGCGGCUUCGGACCUGCAUAAGUACGGAGGCCUCGAGCGCACCCUUGACCUGGUGGAAGAGGUUUCCGAGGGCCGCUUCCCGGAGAUCGGGCCUCAUGCGAAGGCAAAGAUGGCCCAGAUGGGCCCACUUUUUCUGCGAGACCAUGGGCCAGAGAAAGCUCUGAGUAUUCUGUUUGGGCUUCUGGUGCUCCUGUCCUUGUCAUGCUGCUGUGGCAUUUCACUGCGAUUCUGCUGCCGGUGCUGCUGCACCAGCCCCAGGGGAAGCCCGCGGGACGACAAGAAGAAGGAUGAGUAG